CAACCUUGUUGAAAUUGUUGAAAUGUGUUUUUAUUAUUGGCCUUCAAAUAUAGAAGUGGAAUUUUGCGGUAAAAUGUGGCUUCCUUGUGCUUGAAAUUGAAUUUUCCGUGUUUUAAUAACCUAGUGAUAAGUUUACAAUCGAUCUUGCUCGAUAUGAUACGUAAAAGUUUGGAAACGUGUAGUUGAAAUCGCCAACUCCUCCAUUUCUUGAAUAUAUAAAACUGCUGGUUUCGUGGCGAAAGUUUGGAUGGGAUGGUUUAUGCCAUGGCUGAUACAAAAUCAGGACCUAUUUCACCGAAGACGCCAGUCAAAGAGAAAAUUGUAGGAAUCUAUGAUGACUUCUUCAAGGUAAGUAACUAUGAUAUGAUGGCACUGGAUAAACUAAGGAGUCUAAAAUUAAAAAUGAAGAAACUUGAUGUAACCCAUCACCUCGAAAUGUUUUGACCAUUUCACAAUCCCGGAUAAUAUGGAAAGUUAAAACUUUUACUACUGAUCUGGUCCAGUAAAUUUCUUUCUUUAGUUUUUCCUUUUCAUAACUGGAUAAUUGUUAGAAACAAUAUGCUCUCAUCACACUUGCUCAAAGCUCACUGAAUAAAUAUCCAUCUGGUGGAAAUUGUCCUUGUCCAACCCAUCUGUCACAUAAAACUUCCAACCUUCCUAACGCUCAGACCCAUACAUUUGCAUUCCAGGGAUAGUUAUUUGUUCCAAAUUUUUCCUAGGAAGAUUUCUCAUCCAAAGUGAUACCUGAUUUAGAAGUUGGGUGAUUUUAAUUAUUAUUAAUUCAAAAUAUUUCACAGUUCUGACUGGCUCCAGUCCCCCAGCAAAUUCUUCACAACCAACUAGCACUUACCAUAAAAAAUUAUUUGAAAGAUGCAAGUAAUAUACCAUCAUUUGUUGGUAUAUUUGCUUGGAAACAAGGUUGUUCAACGGUAUCAGCCUGGAGAUGAGGCUGCUGAAUAAAAUGAACAGCAGACUGUCCAGUGCUCUUUCCUAGUACUAAUUUUGGAGCAAUUGUCAUGCAGGGUGUCUAUUAUACAUUGGCAUCUAUUAGACAGGGGUGUCUAAUACGAAGUUAAAAGCAUAUAGGGGGGCUUUUAUUAGAGAAGAGGACAUCAAUAAGAUCAUAUAAGGUAAUCUAAUCAUUAUUUGAAAAUGUUCUUUUCAUUAACACAAAGAAGGCUCUGGGUCAACUCUUUCUGAGAUGGACACCUUGGGGACCUGCAGUAUGUGUCCGUCUUACAGAGAGUCAAAUAAAGGGAGUAAAGAAAGGCAGGGACCAACUCUGAGUGUUCGUUUUACAAAGAUGUUCGUCUUAUAGAGGUGUCCGUUAAGAGAGAAUAGAUGAUUUAUGUGUCACUCACUACAGGGCUAUGCUCUAGCAGUACCCAGUGACCCCUGGCGCCCAACUUUUGUUCCUGAGUGACUGGGAAAAUCUCAGUUUUGGCAUUAAAAUCGUAUGCUUGGUAUACUGGAUUUCACACGUUCAGAGCAUUGGGCUCCCUGGAAUGUUUCUAAGAGCAUAGCCUUGUAUUAGUCUUUUUUACCUACAGAAAAAUUAGUUCUCUUACAACUGUGAACAAGUCAGUCUGCCUUUUUUUCAGGGAGAUGAUCCAACGCGAGGCAGUCCCAACUUUUGGCAUGAAUUUUUUCUUAUGAGGGUAAGAACCAGUGUUUUUACUUUUUGAAAGCUUGAAAACUUGUUUGGUAAGGAGAGGUAGUCACCAUGGUAAAGACAUGUCUUUUGGCUAAAAAUGCGAAGCAUGUGUAACAAAACAAAAUAAAACUAUACAGUAUUAACAAUGAUUUAUGCUGCAAUAGCUUGGCAACAAUUUUAGUGAAUAGGUAUGACUUUAAUUUUUUUUUUUCAGGUCAAUGCCAUUUACCUGGAAAAGUGUAUAGACAAGCUCAGUGAAGAGGAGCUUAUGGAUGUAAAGGUAAAGGUACUAACAAGCUGCGUUUUAGAACUGACAUUAUUUUAGUACAAAUUUUCAAGAUUUUAUUAUAAAAAUGUAGUGAAUUUCUGAGAAAUCUAACCUUGGCAAACAGUGAUCAGUACUAUAAUAUGAAGUUUAUAAGAGUGAGUGUUAGUAACUCUUCUAAUUCAAUUCAAUUUCAGGAAAACAUCAACAUAUUGUUUGCUCAGUGUUGCAUUGCAUUAAGAGGAGAUCAUCAGAUUAAGCUGGUCAAUGCUUUGCAGGUAUACAAUAGCAAAGGUUGCUUUCAUGAUACCACAUUAUACACAGGACUGAAACAGUCCCUUUCAUAAACACCCCAUGAGAAGAUAAAGAACACCACCAGGGUCUACAUUCCAUGCUUGUUUUGAACAUUUAUGUUGGUUCUUUAAAAUAGUUCUCUACUAACCAUAGGAUUGUAUACACAGUGACACAUCAGGUACCCAAAGUGUGAACUCAACACUAUUUUGUACCAGUACCGAGCUACAUGUAAAGGAAGGAUGAAGGAGACCACAGCAACAGCUUCAUAUAAUGAUCAUACAUAAUUUUCUCUGCUCUAGUUAGUUUGUCUUGUUUUUAAAUAGCUUAGUUAAUUUUAUUUAUUUUUAGAUUUGUGUUAUUACUGUAGACACAUGUACAUUUUUGUAAUGAGCCUUCUUUUUAGACUUGCUAAUGAGAUAAUGAGAUGAUACCAUGACAUUUUCAGACACUUUGUGCAGUAGUUCGAGCAGUGUACAGAAAGAGACUAGGAGACCAUGGGUUUGAUGUUAUUAACAUCUUGAUUGGUUUUGAUGCUGCUGAGGCACAGAUGCAGGUUUGUGGAUUACAAUGUACGCACAACCCUUUGAUAUUUUUGUUUGAUAUAGAAGUCAUCCCAUCUAAAAUGUGUUUAUAAAUACAAGUCUUUGUGUUGUCUAUAUUUUCUUAGGGGUUGUUGGAAAGUUUACAUACAUUUCUUGUGGGUGAUUAUCCAGGUAAAUAAGACAGAGUCUAAUCAUUAAGUCAGCAGUUACCACCACCUGAAAAAUCACUUGUUAACCAUCUCAUUCAAAGUUGACAGCAAAAUAGCGGCUGAACAAAAAUUGACAGCGACUGUUGUAAUAAUUUAAGAAGAUGUAUCUGAAAAUACUCUCCUGUUUAGUUUCUUUAGAACCAGUAACAUUGUAGUAAUGGCUUAACUGACAGACAACUAAUGAUAUCACAACUUAAUUGACUUAUCAUGUGAAUGACCAGAGUUAAAUACAUUCUACAUCAAGUGACAGGAUACAACAAACUUGAACUCUGAAGAUGACUACCGCACAGGUUGUCUAAACGUCAGUUGCUGUCAACAACAGUCCUUUAAAGAUUCAUGCAGGAGUACACUAACUUUGAUGAUCAUAUUUCACCUACUCACAGAUCUUUGAGUUAUCAGUAGAUACAAAAAUUAUGUGAUAACUUUGUAAAAAUAAAAAAAGGCGUCAAAGUUUGUGAUGUGGUGAAAUUAUUCUGAACAACUUUAAUUUAAAUCUCUCUCUGUAGUGAGCUUAAAGAACCUGUCAUUAAAGUUGGCGCUAAUACUUGUCACUGUAAGUAAUUUGUUUGUUUGUGUGUUUGCAUUUUAUGUUGUUUUAGCAACAGUGUCUGACUAGUUAAUCUAGUUAUGGCUUUCUUGAAGGGAGAGCUGAAAGAUCCAUUUUCUUUGUACCUCCAUAUUGUUUUACAGUACUUUUUUGGUGGUAACAGUGUGUACUGGUAUGUUGUCAUUUUAGGCAACAGACAAUGUCAGUCAAAAUACAAUCGUGGAGUACAUUAUGAUAAACAGUAUAUUUGAAGCUGUCAUUCAGGUAAGCUAAGAAAUUCAGUUGUUUCUAAAAUUAUGUCCGUCACUCAAUCUUUUCUCAAUAAGAUCACUUAAAGAUGUAAAGGGUAUAGAGAUUUUUAAGGGAAGAUUUUUAUGAGGCAAUGAAAGAUGCAAGACUGACUCUUCAGAGGGUUAAUGGUUUUAAUGAAAAAGUAAUUCUUAAGAGAACUGAGAGAGAUUACUUUACUAAAAUUACGUAUUAGUGUGGAAUUAGUAUGGUAAUAUAGCUCAAACUGAGGAGAAUUUUGGGUGAAUAUCCAGCCAGAAUUGGAUAGGUCACUACAUGUGAAUAUAAUAGUAUAAGUUGGCUAUUUUUAAAAUAAUUUAAGAGAAUUUAGCUUUUAAAAGCUACAUGCAAACCUCUUUGAUAUAGACACCAAAGGCAUGAAGCCAAGUGUUGACAUCAUGGAGAUGUCUACAUUUUAGAGCUGUCUAUAUUACCGACGUGUUUGUAUAACAGAGGUGUGCGUACAGUAGAACCUCGAUAACUCGCACUCUGACAACUUGAAUUCUGCACGAACUUGAACUAAAUUUCCUUUCCCUCGAUCAAAAUUUCACUGAAAUUUACCCCAAUAACUCAAAUUCCCUGCUAACUGAAACUGUUUUUUGUUUCCCUUCAGAGUUCGAGUUACAGGGGUCCUGCUGUAUUAUAUUCCCCCUACUCUUUUAUUUGAGUAUUGAACUGAAUCUGGGAAAUGUGUUUUUAGGUCCUUGCUGAUCCAGUAGCCAGACAGCAGCAUGGUUAUGAGGCAAUGCUUCUUUUGACAAUUCUUGUUAAUUACAGAAAGUAUGAGGUGAGGAAUGUGAUAUAUUGUUUCUUUCAUUUUAUUGUUUUUUUAUUUUUUUAUGUACUGGCGAAGGCAUGGAUCGCGAGCUUAAAGAAGGGUUACAUGAAGAUGUUUGUGUCAAUUUUGUAAAAAGAGUUAGUCCUGACAACCCAAGCUUCUGCUUAAUUCAAAGCAGAAUUCUUCACUCAUCUUCAGCUUACUGUACAUGUUCAAAUUGAUCAUUUACCACCCUACCAUCUAAUACUGACUGUUUCACUAAUAUUUAUUUGUAACCGUAAAAUACGUGUAUGCUACCAUAUAGUGUCCUAAUUAUGUAUGUAACUGACCUGUACCUACAAUAAGAUGAAAAAAGUGUCAAUAAACAAGUCAUUCAUCCAUUCAUUCAUUUUUAAUUCAUGUUUGUCACUGUCGUCAACAUUAUCACAGUUUUUUUCGUAGGUUGAGCCCAAUAUAGGAACUAACAAAAUUAAAAGAUUAAAUAUUUUAAUAUGUUUUUUCUUGCAUGUCUUUUAAUCAGGCAUCAAAUCCGUACAUUGUGAAGCUCUCAAUCUUGGAUGAUGAGUUGGCCUUAAAUGUAAGUCUAACGAAUCUAAUCCAUGUAUAUGUAUCCUUAAACAGCCUUUAUAUGUAUCAGUUUGGAACAUGGGUUAUUGUGAAGCUAUUGUGCAGAACUGUGCCAUAACCCAAUCCAAUUCUUUUUUAGGGUUUUGGCUGUGUAAUAUCAGCUGCGCUCACUGACUACAACAGGUAAAGAUCACUAACUUGUGCUUUUAUGAAGUAAAGAGUGGUAAUAAGUGCAAGGUUAAGAACAGUUUGUAUUUGUUUGUUCAGGAAACAUGCAGCUAUGCUAGAGCAGGCAUCUGGAGGAUUGAUCAGUACCAUAACAAGCUUUGUAAGUUGUGUAUUAUUUGUUUUGUAUUUUAUUUUACUCAAAUAAGUACACUGCUCCAGAAUAACUGCCACUGUGAUGUUAAACAGCCAAAUCAUUACUGGUACAACUAUAACUGCACAAAGCGUGUUCAAAGGUGAACACUUCUUUCUUUUGCUUCGUACCGUUAUCUUGAGACCCAAGACAGUUCUAUAAUCUUGUUCGUUGAUGUGAAUCCUGUGGUAUCCUCUAUGAGCACUCAUGGGACCCCACCAUGUUACAUAAACCCUCUACUUAACAUUGGUUGAAAAUAAGUCCUGUCCAGUCAUCCUAGAUGAACGGAUUUUCCGUUUAAGCUACAUUCAUGGACAAAAGUCUUGGAAUACAUUUAAAUUUGUGGGUGUUUUUUUUAAUCCCCACAAUGCCUACGUAACUAAAUUAUAAACUUAGACAGGAACGCAACAGCAAAGGGCAAACAAAAUUUUAGUUCUGCUUAUCUUUACGACAAGCUACAAGAAUAUUUAAUUUUUUCAAGUACUGACUUUGCAUCCGAACCCAUGACAUUUUUCUUACCGUCUAUGACCACUGUCCUUGGGUAAGGCCUUCUCUAUUCAAUGUGAAGCCAAAGAUGUUUUAAAGUAUCAGUAAAAAAUAUGUGCCUUCUGUCGAUAAGCCUCGUAUACCAUUGAAAUACAGUAAUGUAACUUCUCUGAAAGGAUAGUGUUAUAGACAUCACAUAAUUUCUUAAUUUUUCCUAACACCUCCAUUCUCUUGCUUCCUAUUUAAUCAUGAGUGCACUAUAUCUCAUAGGUUGGAAGCAUGUUUGUUGCUGAGACAGAGAGUGCAGAGUGUUUUAGGUAUUAAUGUAUGUAGCUGUGAUACCUUCAUCGCUGAACUGCAAAAAAUGUCACUUUCCUUCUUUGCUGUCUAAAGAAAUUUGCAUUUUUCACUUGCACCUUCAUUGCAUUCAGCAUUGGUUUUUUACCCUGUGAUUCAUGUUCUUCUCACUCACUUUAUUACUGCAUUAUAUUGUCAAACAGAUAUUGAUAGUAAUGGCCUCUUUUAAUUUUAUCUCUUUCUGUUUAGCACCAAUGAAGCUGUACUUCUGGCAUUAUAUGAAGCAGUGCAUCUCAACAGAAACUUCUUUACUGUGCUUAGUCACGUUACGGUCAGUUUAGUGUAGGAUCAAAAGUAUUUGACUUCAGAAUUAUUUUUUUACGGCUCUAAGCUGAUAUUGGGAGCAACCUUCAAGCCUUCACAGACUUGAACAAAUUUCAAACAUAGGCUGAAAACCAGGUGACAUAGGGUUGAUGAAACUGUAAAUAAACUGAUCUCAUUCCGGCCCAGCCUGAACACUGAAACAUGUUGAAGUAUGAGCACAGUAAAAACAGAAAAUUCUUAAGUCAACUUUUCAGCAAAAAGAUGUGACAAAAAUAAAAAGGGCUUUCUUAACCCUACCAGAUAGCAACUACGUAACUAAGCAAACUAACUUAGUAAGCAACUAAGGGUGCACUAAAAUUCAGAACUGACCGUUCACAAUAGUCAUUUCAAAAAUGAAAUAGCAGUUUAUCUUGAAAUUUUCGCAUAAACCCAUCAUUGUCAAAUGUAGCAUUUAGGAAUAGACUGAUCUGGCCCUAUAGUACUGAUUAAUAGUGGAGUUCUCUUUAUGACUGUACUAGUUUGGCUGGCCAGUUGUGACAAAUGGUUAGUGUUCUUAUACGUCUCCUUAUGUAUCCCAUUUGUCUUUAGACUGCACCAGGGUCCAGUCCUCCUCCAUCACCUACAGCAGCACCGCCUGUUGUUGAAAGAACAGCAACUGGUAAGAAGAAAGCUUAACUAUGAAAAAAAUGAUCAAUUUUUCUUUGGUAAAAUCCUAAGAAAUAAUUAAUGCUAUGCAAAAGUUCUGUGGAAGAGGUUUAAUUUGAAUGGUAACACCAUAGGAUUUCAUCCACAGACUAAAAAGUUAGAACUACAUACUAAAUUAAUAAUUGUACCAUGUGAAAGUACUGCUGAAGAGGUUUCAUUUGAAUAGUAACACCAUAGGAUUUUAUCCACAGACUCAAUUGUUAGAGUGCGCGAUAGCCUCAUCAUAACCUGGUUUAGGAGGGAAACGAUUAAGCCAGUGUCUGCUGUUGCUACGUGUUUUGUAAAGUGUUGCUACGUGUUUUGUAAAGUGUUCUUCUGCCGUUUUCAUUGUAGCUGCAGUAAUUGAGGAUGUUCCUGCAGAUUUGAGUCAACCCACCAAUCUACUGGUUACUUUACUGACAUACUCCUCAAUUGCCCUGCAGAAUACCAAAGGUAUUUUAUAGUUACCUAUUAUAGCCUACAGAAUAGGCACUAUUUUUUCGCGUUUUUCGGGCGAGCGAUAGCACAAAGCGGACGUGGAGCGCCUUCCCUCAUCGCGCGUGUCUCGCACCCUCACUCACUUCGCGCUUGCCUUCCCUCAAAAAACGCGAAAAAAUAACGUCUGUUCCGCAGGCUUUUGCUACUAAAUGUGCAAAUCAGUGAUACAAUAACUCUCAUAAUAAGUCAAGUAUUGAACUUAAGAACCACAUUGAGCCUAAGUUCAUAGAGGGUUACAAAGAACCAGUGAACACAGGCACGAUUUUCCCUCCUCCUCCCCUCCUGAGCUAAAAAUGUCAGACAAGUUUUUUUUCCCACGGUACUUGCCGUUGGCAGUACUUCUUUACAACUGCUUGUUUUAUCGUGCGAUCCACAAUCUUGUGUUAAACAUAUUCUUAGCUGUUGUACUACCUUCUUUUGAACUGAUUUUACUUUUCUAUGGUUAUGUUUGACGAAAAAUUCAUCUCAACAAGAAGCGUUUGUAAGGCUAGUUUUAGUUUUUGCGCGAUGAAAAGCUGGAAAAAGUGCACGUGCAAUCGCAACUGUUGUAUUUAUCGUAAUAACGUUUAAAAAUUGUUGUUGUUGCAGAUGACAAAGGAAUAAGCAAUGCCAAACUCUGCCAGGUUAUUUUAACGUGUAUUGUUGAGGUGAGGGAAAGUGAUCAGAAAGAUGAUACUGUAAUUGCUCUUUCUACCUAAAAAUACUCCGCGUGGGUUAGUCUGCUGAUUAACGUGCUUUUGCUCUUAGUCCAAAUUUAAGAACGUGUCAGCUACCGUCAUUAUAGUUAUGGCUUUAGUUAACCAUCCUCCUUAGUUUACGAACAUAUAUGGUUUAUUCAUUUCUAUAGGAUCAAUAUGCCAAUGCUUUUCUCCACGAUCCAAACAUGACCUUUUCUGUGCCUCUUCACAGGGCGGUAAGUGAAAGAAAAAUAUAGUUUUGUCUUUAUGCUUUUGAUUAAAAUGUAAUACCACUAGAUGCUAAGAUGACUGAUCUUUUGAAACUUUUUUCUAGUCUACGUGCGGGCGUCUCUGCGCCAGGAGAGAACUCUGGAAACUAGGUUGGGAGAAGGAAGAAUUCGGGCAAGCGAGGAAUGGGGGAAAGGGGGAAAGGGAACGCCUGCAACGACGCUAUUGUUUACACCAAACCGCCCCCUUUUUCCCUGGCCUGGCUGCAUAGCUGGUGUCUUUUGUUUUGUUUUGUUUUGUUUUGUUUUGUUUUUUCUUUUGUGGUUUGUAAGUAGGAGAUACAGUCGUGCGAAAGCCGGAAUGAGGUCCAACCAGAAAACGGUAGGAGAGGGGUCGAGGGAAGAAGUCUCUCUCCUCCUCGCCCCCUCAUCGUUUUCUCAUUAGACCUCGCGCGGCCGUGUAAAUACGAACCAGAAAUGCAAAUCGCACCAAAAAAUCCGCCAGCUACGCCAGCUACCUUCUCAUCCUUCAGCCGUGGCCGAAUUCUCCCUUCCCUUUCCUCUUUUAACCCCUUCCACGCAGGCUAAAUAGCUCCCAUUUGGUUAUUUUUCAGCAACUGUAUCACAGAGGAGCUGUUAUUGAGAAGAAUGCGCCAUCAAGACCACUGGCCUGUGCUUUGCUAGGUAUGUCCAGACAAAGAAAGGGAUUUACGGCAAGGAGCCCAAAAGUGUUACCUCCUUUGAUUAAGUCACAUUCUUUCAUGCAGACAUUCACCAAUCAGAAGUCGAGGACAGUUUCUAACUGGCUUCUGAUUGGAUUAAAUCUGUGCGAAAGAAUGUGAAUAAAUUAAAAGCAGUCACACGUUUGGGCUCCUUGGUGUAAACACCCUGUCAGCGGAGACUUUCUUUCGCUUGCUCAUUUUAUCCCUGUUCAAGAAGAAGACAAAAGGAAGCUCUUCUCGCAGGUGAUGUUUAUAGUGAGUAUGUGACUAUCGAUGGAAUACUGUUCCUCUUAUUGCAGUACUCUGUUUGAGAUGACAAAGAUAAAAGGCAAGAUCGCGAAGUGUACACCUCGCCUUUACUGGAGAGCAAAAUGUUAUGCUAUGUUUGUAAAAAAUAGACUCGUAACCAGGUUGAUUUAUAUUCCACUUAGAUAGCUAGAGUAGCGUCUGGUUUGUUAUUAAAAACAUUUUUGAAGAGUUUGAGUGAGACCAGAAAAUAUGAGGCGCUCAAGAGAUUCUUUUUUUUUACUCCUGUUACUGUAGAAACUGACAUUCUCGUGUGAUGUUUUUAAUUCUUUUUAGAUCUUAUGGUGGAGUUUAUCGUAACCCACAUGAUGAGAACAUUGCCAACUGACUUGUACGGGUAUGUGAUUGAUACAGUAUUCAUGUUAUAACUUUGAUGAGAAAUUGUGCAUCCGUAGCUCCGUGGAACUUUAAAAAGCCGACAAGGUUGUGUUUUUGCAUAUGAAGUAGACCGAAAUAUUAGUCCCUUUUCACCGGGUGAGAGGACAAGUUUUCACGGCAGUACUGGAGAAAGUAAGCGAACAGCCUGUACUGCGGGCAGGUCUUUUGGGGGGAGGGGGGUGGGAAGGGGGUGAGGGAUGGGGGAUCGAUGGAGUGGUAAAAUAGUAGAGUACCACAAUUUGCACGAAUUGUGUCGCGAGUCACCCCCUCUAACCAUCUCCUUUCGCCUUACGCCCACUCCAUCCAUUGCAUUCCCUAAUCUUUCUCUACUUUGACAAUCAAGCUUGACCUUGGAUAAACGGAGUGUUCUUAAUAGGGUUUUACUAGGGGAGCCCCAGAGCGGCCCCUUCUUCGUGUAGAAACGUAAGGGGGAUAAAGUCAUCCGUACAAGUCAUGAAGUAGGUUAGCGACUGCAGGACAUAUCGCAUCGCAUGGUAAACAGAGAAGGAACUUCCUCAACUCCACCCCUCCUCCGUUUCCCUUUUUUGCGUUGGUAAUGUAUGCAUGUUGGCAGAACAGUCCUGACAGAAUGCCAGCAUUCUAUUAUUGAAAGUCUUUUCCCAAUAACAAUUUUCCUUUUAUUUUGUAAUUACUCAGUUUUAAAAUUCUUGUAAAAUAAUGAAUUCACUAUCGACUAAAAUAUCUUUAAACCACUAAAUGUAACUGAAUUUUUGUUUCCCUUUUGCAGCAAAACGUUUGGAAUCCUUCAUCGCAUGUUGUGUUACCAAAAGCGAUGUCGUGUUAGGUUAGCUUACUCAUGGAAGAGCUUCUGGACUGCUCUCAUGAACUUCCUCAAGUUCCUUCUUUCCAAUGAAUCUGUUCUCACAAAGACCUGCAAUAUCUUUUCCCUGGCCUCACAGGUUUGUCCGACGACUACACGAAUUUUUUGUGGCUAAAAAAGAUAAGGAUUGUUAAAAUUUGUAGACAUAAUCGAAUAGCUCUUUUCUCACACAAGAGGUCUAUACAACGGAAAUGUGUUAAUAGGGAGCAAAACGGCCAGUUUCACAUCAAAUUCAUUUUUCAGUCAUUAGAUAGGAGCUAUAAAAGGUUAACUGGUCCAAUGCCACCAGGCAAUCUACUGCCAUAGUUGUUAACAUGUUGUUAACAUGCGAUAGUUUUACGAACGCCAAUCCUGUCCUCUUAGGCGACGUUCUCUCGUCCUAGGCCAAAUUUUGCCUUUCAUAACUUUACAUGCCUUGGGCAUUGAGUGGUUGUUGCGACAGAGAUAAUGUUACUAUUCGCAUAGACGAGUGUGGGACUUACUCGUUAAUUCUUUAAUGCGUCCAUUUGUUUACUUUCUUGUCAUAGGUUGUUAACAUUUUCAACCUUUUUAUCACCUAUGGAGACACAUUUCUCCCUUCUCCAACAUCCUAUGACGAGCUGUAUUAUGAAAUCAUCCGAGUUCAUCAGAUCUUUGAUAACCUCUACUCAAUGGGUAAGUCAGUGAUUUAAGGCAUUGACGCCUCUUUUGGUCAAUUUUAGUCGCGCAUUUUCUCUACUAUUACAGCUCAUACGUAGCGAAUCCCUCGCGUGAUGUGAAAUUCUAACGGACAGAUAUUGUUCGGGUAGCCCCCAAAUCUCCCCUUUCAGGUAUUUGUUGCUACAUCCGCUCUACACCUACAGUUAGCUUCAAGAGGAGCUUCAGAAACCACGGCGACGACGGCAGUAAAGACAUCUCUGAAAAAUGAAUUUACGUUUUUUCAUACUCUGGCAUCACUUUUGUCUUGCCUCGCCGGAGUUAUCGUUUUGUCCCGUUUUCGUUGCCGUCGUCGUAAUGGACCUUUGCUCAAGCUUCCUACAAUCUCUUAUAUUUUCCCGCGGUUUACAGCGGCCGCCAAAUAUUUGCGAUCUGAUUGGUUCAUCGCACUUACUACGUCUCAUCCGAUUGGGCAAAAACUAAGAGGCCUUUAACAAUAGUAGAUCACGUGGUGCUAGGAUGUUCCUCCCUCCAUGUUAACAGCCCAUUGGUCGAAAACCCUCACAACGUUUCUUAGUGCCACUGUUAAUCAGGAUGUUUGGAAAUCCACAGCAUUAAGACAUUCAACAAACGGUGGCGACUGGAAAGACGCAGCAGCCCGUCUCGCCAGCUCCUUAGUAAAUGUCAGGUGAGAUGAGAUGAGAACUAUAUUUUUUGGACUUUUUAGUAAUUUUAAUUCUCCAUUCGCUUAUUGCCGUAAGUCAACAACUGUUGUGAAAAAUUAACCUUGUUUUUGCACAAUUGAACUUUAGAGCAAUCAUUAACCAUUUCACACCAAAGAUCGAUUCAUGGGCAGCUGUCAAUCAUCUUACGUCACUAUCUUCUGAGCAGGUACGAUUUUUUUAGGGACGGACCUUAUGUUACCGGUGCGAAGUACAAAAAGAUAUUCUUGCAAGGGAAAAUUAUUAACAAUUAUUCCUCGAGUCCGAAUUUGCUCUGAGUCAAUAGCUCAUGAGGCCGAAGGCCGAAUGGGCUAUUGACUCAGAGGCCAUGAGGGCGAGAGGAAUAAUAGUUUUAGUAAAAUCCAACUCAUUGGUAAAAAAUAUCGAGAAUAAAAACUUUUAGCUAGUUAAAGCUAGACUUUAAUCCUUUUUUGCCGCCAAAAAGCCCGCGCUUUUCGCUACUGGUGGGCUAUAACAUUUCGCCUAGUAGUAGCUCAACCAAUCAGAACGCAGCAGUAAUAAUAGACCACUAGUUGGAUUUUACUAAAAUGAAAUAUAUCUAAUGAAUGCACGUUAAAAGAAACUAAAAAUAUUAUCUUCUUUCACUCUCAAUUUAUGUUUUCUUUUCGUUAUUAAAGAGCCCUGCUUGGGUCUUACUGCCCUUAGAUGAAGGAUAAAAAACGACAACAACAGAAAAACUCUUCCACGAGAGAAGCAAAAUGUCGGAAUUGUAAUGGAAAUGUUCAGUUGAUUAUUCUAUUACUCAUUGUGUCACUGCGGAUAUCUUUUCAGGUUUUGAGCGUGAUUCGUAGUAACUAUGACACGCUAACCUUAAAACUACAAGAGAAUUUGGAUCAUUAUGAAAAGUACUCCGAGAAACCGAAAGAGGCGGCCUUCUUUACCCAGCUGGUAAGUUCAUGGAUGAAGGUGCGGACGUACAAGAGCCUCACAGAGUGAGCUCUGGGUAGGAGAUGUUAUUGCCGGUCGUAAUCUUGCAUGUACAUUUAAAUCUAUUCAUUUUGAUUGCCGAGGGUCUAAAAAGCUAUGAAAAUCUUUUCCGGCUCUCGAGACAUAACUAUAAAGAAAAUUAUCGUACUCACAGCAAACACAGUUUAAUUAGGGGCCUAGCCUACCAUCUAUAUAUCUCGUGGUUUACUGACGAUUAUUAUUUCUGCGAUAGUUGAAUUCAACAGAAGUUGGGAUGACGUCGUAAUUCGGUGAAAACUGUCUUUGCUGCGAGUAAGAAAAUUUUCUGUAUAGCAUGAAAAUGGCCUACGAGUUUUUAAGAAACGGACCCCAACCAGUGACUUUUGAGUACCUUUGCUACGAGAAAGGUGUAAAUAUUCGGGUGGGAGUCCUUUGGCUCGUAGAGACUGCUAAUCAUGACCCCAAGUUCCAUCCCUUCCAAAACGCAUUAUGUUAAAACUGAACUGGUGAUGUUAAUGUCUCUUUUUUGCCCUUUAGGUUCGUUCUAUCGUGAUAGAUGUUCGACGAACUAUACAUGUCAAUAAUCUGGAACAGUUUAGCUUGCUUCAAGAGUUCGCCUCGAUCCAUUGAGUCAACUUAAGUAGUCGCAGAGCUCGGAACAAACACUCCAUAUAAUAAUGAAGGGAGCUCUUUUCAAGUUGCGUGGUGCGGCGUUGAAAGGCGUAAACAUUAAAACUAUCGCGUAGCAAACCUUUGUCCAUGCACCUAUUGUCGUCGGUUUCCUGGAGAUUGGCUUCAGUAUUCGCUUAAAAAAAACACUGGUGUCCCCGAGCUAGUUUUUUAAAAACUGUCCUCUAUUUCUGUUUGGGUGAUCUUUGUACAAAGGGUGCGCAAUGUGUAAAGGUUUAGUCGUUCCCAAACUGCUGAAGUUAAGCGACAUAGGUGAAGUGCAAAGAUAGGGCUGAAUUUUUUCUGGUGGUAUCUAGACAACAGAAUCUACACGGCCUCUAUAUUUCCAGAGUCCUGGGAAUUGAGGGAGAUGCGAGUGUGUAGCAUAAAGGUUAAGUUAAGAGGGGGAUCAGCGCUUCUCGCUGGCACCUUCAGUUUUCAGCAUGCUGUAACCAAUGGGGGUUUUUUAAACACAUUUUCUCAUUCGAUAAGUACUAUCAUGUAAAGUAAUCCCUCGUUUUGGGAAUCUUAUUGUAGAUUAAUUGUUUAAUCUUGAAUGAGACGAAACAUCUUGACUUACGAUAAGAAUAAGAAACAGAAAGUACUAAAGAGUUCGAAACAAAGAGCAACUGACACUUUUUGGUGUUUUCCUCGACUUUCACCUGUUCUCCGCAGCUCUAUAGCAAGAGGUUUUUUUUGGAAAUGCUUGGGUAUGUGUUCUUUGAUUUUCAUAUCUGCGACGGUCGGCACAAGCGAGUCUUUAGGUCUCGUGGUGAAGUUAUAUCUGGUAAUAACUUUGGAGAAAAUAUAUUUAUUAAAGCCUCGUUUAUAUGGGGAAAAGUUGUCCCGGGAAGAAGAGUCACCCUUUAAAACAAGCUAACUUUAGCAAGCGUUUAGCAGCUGACAACUUGAGCAACAACAGCGUUUGCGCAUGCUCUGAUUGUCUUGCCUUGCCCGAGUUGGCCGGGUUGGACCAGCCAAAGUCUAUUGGCCCGGCUAGGAAGGUGAACCGGCUAGUCGGGUCACCCUUCUAGCCGAGCCAAUUUUUGGUUUCUCAUGAAAACGGUUCGCUAAGUUGGCUCACCCAGGGUAGAUCCGGUGGACGAAUGGCUGUUCUAUCCGGGAAUAAUUUUUGUUAGGUACGUCAACGGACCUGAAAAGGUUUUGUGGGACAAGUGCCAUUUGGGGCAAACGAACGGGGAAAUAUCCAAAGAGUUUUCAAUUUUUACUUCCCAAAUGGAUUUAACAUGGGUGCUGGAAAAGACUUCGGUUAUUUAAACGAAGUCUAACUUAGUGGGUUAUUUUAAGAAGAGAAAUGUUUUUUUAAAUCUACACUAUAUGCUUUAAUGAAACUGUUCACGAUAAAUGGUGUAUAUGUUGUAGUUAGUUUUUUAUCUCGGGUAAUUUUUGUUUUUCUUUCGUCUUCAGGUAUGCUAAUGUAUGCUAAUGAAGUUGGAACAAAGGAAAAAUGAAAAUUGCCUGAGAUAAAAAAAUUAACUACAACAUAUACAUAAGAGCGUUCGACAAACCGAUAAUGGCUUAGAACGUGGUUUUGUUAAAUAUUGGCUACACUCUGUUUAAAUAACUGGCCCAGAGAGUUUACAAUUCUUGGCUUAAAAAUUACAUCACCAUGAAAUGUUCGCUUAUGUGAGCUGGUCAGGAAGGUACCUGUUUCCUAAAUCGUAAUAAAACGUGGACCAUAAACUACUACAAGCUAUGUAAUGUGGAUAUAAAAUGAGGUUUAAAGAAAGAGA
Messenger RNA from Porites lobata, 15650 nucleotides. NCBI's taxonomy places the organism in Eukaryota, Metazoa, Cnidaria, Anthozoa, Scleractinia, Poritidae. The record is from the annotation of a GenBank genome assembly.